Messenger RNA from Ochotona curzoniae (black-lipped pika), 4126 nucleotides. It is a transcript of the gene PPP2R5C, whose product is annotated as protein phosphatase 2 regulatory subunit B'gamma. Gene Ontology annotation, molecular function: protein phosphatase activator activity. The record is from RefSeq and is a predicted model, not a curated record. The transcript is spliced from 16 exons. Gene Ontology annotation, biological process: signal transduction; protein dephosphorylation. Lineage: Eukaryota; Metazoa; Chordata; Mammalia; Lagomorpha; Ochotonidae. The coding region runs from base 61 to 1794 and encodes 577 amino acids. Gene Ontology annotation, cellular component: protein phosphatase type 2A complex; cytosol; nucleus.
GCUGCUGCUGCUGCUCCGGGGAGCGGCCGGCGGCGGGGGCGGCGGCAGCCCGCACCAGCCAUGCCGAAUAAAAACAAGAAGGAGAAAGAAGUACCCAAAGCAGGGAAAAGCGGGAAAAGUUCCAAAGAAGGACAAGACACCAUAGACUCAGAGCCAAUCUCCAGCAGGAAAAACAGCCUCGUGGGCAUCCAGUCCACCUCCAAGAUCAAGGUGCCGGUCCUGCAGCCCAUCGUGAAAAAGGACAGGCGGCAGAACUCGUCGCGGUUCAGCGCCAGCAACAACCGGGAGCUGCAGAAGCUGCCGGCUCUCAAAGAUGUUCCGCCUGCCGAUCAGGAGAAGCUCUUCAUCCAGAAGCUGCGGCAGUGCUGCGUCCUCUUCGACUUCGUCUCCGACCCGCUGAGUGACCUCAAGUGGAAGGAGGUGAAGCGGGCCGCGCUCAGCGAGAUGGUGGAGUACAUCACCCACAACCGCAACGUCAUCACCGAGCCCAUCUACCCCGAGGUGGUCCACAUGUUUGCAGUUAACAUGUUUCGAACAUUACCGCCUUCCUCCAAUCCCACGGGAGCAGAGUUUGACCCCGAGGAAGAUGAACCAACGUUAGAAGCAGCCUGGCCUCAUCUGCAGCUUGUUUAUGAAUUUUUCUUAAGAUUUUUAGAGUCUCCAGAUUUCCAACCUAAUAUAGCGAAGAAAUACAUUGAUCAGAAGUUUGUGUUGCAGCUUCUAGAGCUCUUUGACAGUGAAGAUCCUCGGGAGAGAGAUUUUCUGAAAACCACGCUUCACAGAAUCUACGGGAAAUUCUUAGGCUUGAGAGCAUACAUCAGAAAACAGAUUAAUAAUAUAUUUUAUAGGUUUAUUUAUGAAACAGAGCAUCACAAUGGGAUAGCAGAAUUACUGGAAAUACUGGGAAGUAUAAUUAAUGGAUUUGCCUUACCACUAAAAGAAGAGCACAAGAUUUUCUUACUGAAGGUGUUGUUACCUUUGCACAAAGUGAAGUCUCUGAGUGUCUACCACCCACAGCUGGCCUACUGUGUUGUGCAGUUUCUAGAAAAGGACAGCACCCUCACUGAGCCGGUGGUAAUGGCACUCCUCAAAUAUUGGCCAAAGACUCACAGUCCAAAAGAAGUCAUGUUCUUAAAUGAAUUAGAAGAAAUUUUAGACGUAAUUGAGCCAUCCGAGUUUGUGAAAAUCAUGGAGCCUCUUUUCCGACAGUUAGCCAAGUGCGUCUCCAGCCCACACUUCCAGGUGGCGGAGCGAGCGCUGUACUACUGGAAUAAUGAGUACAUCAUGAGUCUGAUCAGUGACAACGCAGCCAAGAUUCUGCCCAUCAUGUUCCCAUCCUUGUACCGCAACUCCAAGACCCACUGGAACAAGACAAUUCAUGGUUUGAUAUACAACGCCCUGAAACUCUUCAUGGAGAUGAACCAAAAACUGUUCGAUGACUGCACCCAGCAGUUUAAAGCAGAGAAACUCAAAGAGAAGCUAAAAAUGAAAGAACGUGAAGAAGCAUGGGUUAAAAUAGAAAACCUAGCCAAAGCAAACCCCCAGUAUACAGUGUAUAGUCACGCGAGCACCGUGAGCAUGCCGGUGGCAAUGGAGACAGACGGGCCUCUGCCGGAAGAUGUGCAGAUGCUGAGAAAGACAGUGAGCGACGAGGCUCGGCAGGCCCAGAAAGACCUGAAGAAGGACCGUCCUCUUGCGCGUCGCAAGUCAGAUCUGCCUCAGGAUCCCCACACCAAGAAAGCCUUGGAGGCUCACUGCCGAGCCGAUGAGCUGGUCUCCCAGGAGGGACGCUAGCUCCCCGGCACCGCAGGGCUGCGCAUGCACCUUGCGAGGCUCCGGCAGCUGUAGAAAAGAACUUACUUUGAUGUGCCAUAACAGUCAGUUCCAUUCACAACCCAGGCUUUCUCCAACCUGUAAUGUAAGCAGUCCUGUAUGUCCGCCUCAGCUCAGUGGUGACUCGGCAGACCCGGUGGGCAGAGCAUGGGCUGGGGACAGAGCCCUCAGCCCAGCACAGCCUGGAAACACCUCAUCACACUCGGCCCAGAUGGAAGUGUGAGGCUCACACACACGUGGUUCUGGGGGAACAGCACUGUUGUCCAAACCCAAGGGCACAGACUUCUGACUGGCCCCCACUGGUGGCAGGCCGGCAGUUAGCAUGUGCUGUGGUUUCGAGCUUAGCGAGAUGGCUUUUGCUGUGGGUGCUAAUGUGGCCUGCUGGCGCAGGACGUGCCAGUCCUCAGCCACAGGUCCCCCCAGGAGUUAGCUCGUACUCAGCACAGGCAGCCCGGCGUGCUCUCUGGCGUGCACCUGAAGCCAUGCAGUCCAUGGUACAGCACCAAGGGUUCAGGAGUGAGCUUUGAAUAAGAAAUUUAGAAAGAGCUUGCUCCAUCUACCUGGAAUAGAAUUGGAAUAUUUAAAUUAUGUGUUCCCAUUUUUAUUGACAAGAUUAUUUUUCAUCAGCUCACACACUGUUGCCCUCCGACAGGGCUCUUGAAUAAGUAAAACAGCAGUCCAUCCGAUCUGCACUUUGCGUGAGCUGAGCCUCUGGGCCUAAUAAAGUGAUGGGAGUGACACAUGGCGCCCGGCUUACCAGGGCCCCUUGCUAGUGGGUGGUCCCAAGGAGGAGGCUGGGAUGUGCAGCUCUCUUGCGAGGAAGAGCGCGCGUCGCAGCCUCGAAAAGGGAAUCCUGUCGGGGAGCUGCUGCCGUCUGCACACAGCGCUGGCCCGGAUUCCCUCACGCACCGUGAGCGUCUGUUCUGGAUGGAGUAGCCAUGUCCGUUCCUCGUUUCUCUCAGGGUGACCUGUGUUCUGACUUCCUUUUGCAUAAACACUGCUCGAGAUGGUGUGGCUCUUGCUGGCAAGUGGCGCUGGUUUUUGUAUCCCUGGCAUUGGGUGGCAUAAUGUCAUGCUCAAUGUGACGACGCAUGGCUUCUCUGAGGACCUGGUCUUUUACUGAGGUCUCAGAUGUCUUCGAAGGGACAGCUGUACAAGCCACCCAAAGUGCUGAAUGCCUGGUGACAGUAUUCCCCAGUGUCUUGGUGGGGAACCGUCUGGUAGGAGGGCUCUUGUGUGCGAGGACUUAGGCAGAAGGUGGCCCAUGCCAAGAGCAGGCCACUGUACUUCAAGCACGCUUCCUGAAAAACUUGAUAAGUAUCUGUCCACUUUUCCCUGAUGAAACUGAUCCUUUACAAAAAAUUAGUUGAAAUGCCUUCCCCUUUUUGAGGGAAAAAGGGUGCUUUUACUGUAUAAAGCAGCGUCUCAUGUACUUUGAUAUCCCGUUGUUUGAACUCCAGUCUUAAUCCAGUAGUCUCAGAUACCCUUGAUUCUGGAUGCUGGGUGUGUGUGAAAGAGAUUUCUGGAAGGAUUCCUUCUUGCCCUAGGGGAAAGCGAAGUAUCUGUGGCUAGUGGCCGGGUGAAGCUCGCCCUGUGAGAACAUCUCUGUCCAGCUUUUGUUUCUGCUCCGUAUGGAAGAAGGUGGGGGAGCUUUGAGAGGAGCGGAUUGCCUUUGAUGAGUCUUCCUUAGUGUCUGCGCCUGUCGUGUCCCUGGCUGGUGCUCGGCCUCCCUGGCCUCCUCGGUCAGCUUUCCUAGAGGCGCCAUGCUGCCCCUUCCAGGCAGACUGCGCCAGCACUGCGUCAGAAACGAGCUGGUAGCUGUUUUCUUUCUAAAUUCUGCAUUCGGCAUCUCCAUUCUUCCCAGAACGUGUCUCUGUACAUCAGAAAUGUCACUAUUCAGAGUGUCUUUUUAGUGUGGCUUUAGUAUGGCUUCCUUUUAAUAUUGUACAUACAUUGUAUCUUUGUUUAUGGUAAUGAGUAAUAAAAAUGUAGACUUCAUAUUUUGUACAAAAUGUCCUAUGUACAGAAUAAAAACAAAAUUCAUAGAAACAGCAUAAAUAGGUAAGUAGCACAAUUAUUUUUCUUUAGAAAAUAUCUGUAACUUUAUGCUUUAGUGAAAUGUUUUAAGUACCUACAUAUUUUUUAACAUUUUGUAAUUCUGAACUUUUGUUUUGACAUUGUUUAUGAAGAGAAACUUCAUACACUCGCCAUUUAAUAUUCUCUUUUAUCUAAUUUAAAAAAACCUCAAAAAUUCGUGUAUGAGACGGAUUAAAUAAAGAACCUGUGACUUUUA